AUGAAAUGGGAUAAAGGUGCAACAGAAGGGAUUGUUGUCGCUGGGGGUAGAGGCCCAGGGAGUGCCCCGAUGCAAUUAUCGUAUCCUCAGGGGCUCUUUGUCGAUACGUUGGGUGCUGUCUAUGUGGCAGACUCUUGUAAUGAUCGAGUGAUGCGUUGGCCUCCAGGAGCAUCACAAGGCACCGUUAUUGCAGGUGGAAAUGGCUCCGGAAAACAAGCAAAUCAGUUGAGCUGGCCCAGGGGUUUGUUCUUCGAUCGUGAUGGCAAUCUCUAUGUCGUUGAUUUGCGAAAUUAUCGUGUUCAACGAUUCUCUAUCGAAUAGACUCCAACCAAUAGAUUAUUUCUUUUGCCUUUUUUUCAAAUAAAUCACGUUGAAUUGAUGAAAAGAAUGGCUAUUCUAUUCCUACGCGAUCAGGAACUACCUUAGUGGCACCGUGGUUAACCGAAGCUCAUGCACGCACGGGGCUGACUCAAAUCAUUCACACGAAAUGUGUCCAAGAGUCUGCUGAAAGUUCAGUCGUGUGGCUGAAUGUAGGUGUGAGGGUGUGGGUAGGUGUGCGGGUGGAUCCUUUCUUCACAUCCCACACCGACAUCUACAUACACAAAAUUCAGACAAAUUCACUCAUUACUGAUAGAAAUUGUAAUUCAAUUUCCAGAGCUGUUAUUUUCUUUGU
Molecule: messenger RNA, 673 nt
Organism: Rotaria sp. Silwood1
Lineage: Eukaryota; Metazoa; Rotifera; Eurotatoria; Philodinida; Philodinidae
Source: the annotation of a GenBank genome assembly